Molecule: messenger RNA, 1538 nt
Organism: Corythoichthys intestinalis (scribbled pipefish)
Lineage: Eukaryota; Metazoa; Chordata; Actinopteri; Syngnathiformes; Syngnathidae
Product: arf-GAP with dual PH domain-containing protein 1
Exons: 11
Coding region: 113-1237 (374 amino acids)
Biological process (GO): positive regulation of GTPase activity
Cellular component (GO): plasma membrane; intracellular membrane-bounded organelle; cytoplasm
Molecular function (GO): GTPase activator activity; phosphatidylinositol bisphosphate binding; phosphatidylinositol-3,4,5-trisphosphate binding
Source: RefSeq, a predicted model, not a curated record
GAGAGCGAGAGCGAGAGCAGCAUCCGGCAGACAGACAGAGAGGUGAUGGUGUGCUGUGUCUGUUUGCUUCCAGUCGGCGAAUGUGCUUGUGUCACGCUCGGAAAAGCUUACCAUGGAACCGGAGGGAGACAACCGGCUCCUGCAAGACGUGCUGGCGAGACCGGACAACGGGACGUGCGCGGACUGCGGGAACCCAGAGCCAGACUGGGCAUCACUGACACUGGGUGUGUUUGUUUGCCAGGCCUGCUCGCUCCUUCAUCGCAGCAUCCCGCACAUCAGCAGGGUCAAGUCCAUUCAAGACACGUGGGAGGCCAGUGAUGUGGAGGUUAUGGCCGAUUUGGGCAACACUGCUGCUAAAGCCAAAUAUGAGCAAAACGUUCCCGCUUUCUACUACAGACCAACGCAUACUGAUUGCAAAAUGCUCAGAGAGCAGUGGAUCAGAGCCAAGUACGAGAGGAAUGAAUUUGAGUUCAUAGAGAAGCAAGAAGCUUACACUGCAGGAUACCGCGAGGGGUUUCUAUGGAAACGAGGACGAGACAACGGUCAGUUUCUCAGCCGAAAGUUCAUCCUGUCCGAGAGGGAGGGAGCCCUGAAAUACUUCAACAAACAGGAUGCCAGGGAUCCCAAGGCGGUUAUGAAAAUCGAAACCCUCAAUGCCACCUUCCAGCCGGCCAAGAUUGGUAACCCCUGCGGUCUGCAGAUUACCUACCUGAAAGACAACAGCACAAGGAACAUCUUUGUCUACCACAGCGACGCUAAGGAGAUGGUCGACUGGUUCAAUGCAAUCAGAGCGGCCAGGUUCCACUACCUACAAGUGGCCUUCCCUGGAGCGGGUAAUGAGGAGCUGGUUCCAAAAUUGACCCGAAACUUCAUGAAGGAAGGCUUCAUGGAGAAAACCGGACCAAAGCACACCGAGGGCUUUAAGAAGAGGUGGUUCACAAUGGACGACAGACGACUAAUGUAUUUCAAAGACCCGUUGGACGCCUACGCCCGUGGCGAGGUGUUCAUCGGAAGUAAGGAGAACAGUUACACCGUUCUGCCCGGCCUGCCGCCGACCAUUCAGGGCUAUCACUGGAAUCACGGCAUCACCAUCGUCACCCCGGACAGAAAGUUCCUGUUCGCCUGCGAGACUGAAGCCGAGCAACGAGAUUGGAUCGCGGCUUUUCAGAGGGUCAUCAAUCGGCCGAUGAGGCCACAGGAAUACGCAGUGGAGGCUCAUUUUAAACACAAACCUUGAGGCCUUAAGAAAAGCAAGAAAUUCAUUCAGAUCAGCAACGAACGGUGUGACCACGGACAGCGGUUUGGAGGUAAAGGGGAGGGCAUUUCCAGGAGUGAUAAAGCACCAUCCAUGAGGAGAACUGAUGAGUAACAAUAGACUGUGUUUUUUUUUAACCUGUCAUGUAGACAUCUACCAUGGCACUCAAAGCUCCUGUAAGUGCUGUGAUAUCAACCAGUGAGUGAAUAGUAUACAGUGUAUCACAAAAGUGAGUACACCCCUCGCGUUUCUGCAGAUACGUAAGUAUAUCUGACAAAACAAC